UGGUGGAUAGGUGAGGGCAAUAACAGAGGAAAUUGCGAUGGUACGCUACGUGGAAAGAAGUACUUCUCCUGCCAGAAGUACAAAGGUGUUUUUGCAACACUGAACAGAAUAUAUCCAGGAAACAUAGAAAAGACUUUAGGUGGAAUGAACACAUAUUCGGAUGCAGUGAAACUGAGUGAAAUAUUUACUGAUCGGAAUUACACUUAUGAAUCCUUGUUAUCAAUGCCGUCCAGUGACUAUAAACACUAUAAUGCAAGAAACUCCAACUAUAAAACUACCCUUGUGCUUCAUCUGAGAGAAGAGAGCAGUACAAGUAUGUCCAGAAAUAUACCACCUAAGGUGGAAAACAAAGAAAAGUUGCCAGGCGUGGAGUCAAGCAACCACAAUGUUGGUUCAGGUAACCCAUUCUUGAAAGUUGGUGAUAGAGUUGUAUGGGUAACGGAUUCUGGUCCUGAGGUUGGAAUUGUUCGCUGGCUUGGAGAUCAUACAGAAGAUAAUUUGACCAAUGUGAUUGUUGGUGUUGAAUUUGAAAAUCCAGUUGGAAGUGGAACUGGUUGUUACAAUAAUAAGCAACAUUUCCAAACAGAGCCAUCACAUGGUGCAUUUUUGCCUCUUCUGGAGCUUAUGAAAGCAGAUGACUUCUUUUCAAAACCACAAGAACCUUCUAAGGAAAGAAUCUCUGGUUUGACAUCAUGUGGAGAGCAUAGUCACCUGAAGUUGGCUUCUCAUGGGAAUGCAAGAUAUCAGCCAUCAUCUGCGUCCACAGCUGAUGCAGGGUCAAAAGCACAUGUUUCGGAAACACAUAUGUGGAAUAAUUCUGUUGCUGAGAUAUCAGAGGUGUUUGGAAAUCUUCCCACAGACUCUAUGAGCAAAGAAAAUAAACUAACAAAAUGCAAAAGUGAUAACUUGUGUAAAUCUGAGUAUGUAUUCUCUGAAGGCAAUGGUUAUCAUGUCAAUUCUGUCAAAAUUGAUAAUAGUGAGCAGAACUAUUGCAAAGAUCCAAAGAAUAACAAUGUGAGUAAGAAAACAGUUCUUGUAAAUUACCCGGAGAGUGCCCCAUCGAGAGGUGUUUUAGAUGAAUCGCCACGGAAAGUGAAUGAUUAUUUUACAAAACAUAUUAAACCGAGUGAAUUAAAAAUAAAACAUUCUCAUUCGAGAGAUAUCCAACCCAGGAAUAGCAGUGAGCCAUUUGAUGUGGUGGAUGAAUCAUGGAGUGCUGGUGUCGGAAGUCCAUAUUCAACUAAUAAUUUUAAAGAUGACCAAAAAACGAACAGGACAGAGCUUUUAAAAUCGUGUAGGGUUAUUGAUUUCAAGGAAAGUGACUUAGAUAACUUUAGAGAUGGAAAAGCUGCUGUGCAGUUAAAUGAUUUUCCUGACCAUAUCUUGCCAAGAAGAUUUAGUCCUACAAAUGAUGUAACUGCUUUCCUUGAUGACUCUGAGCAGUCUGUAGUACCAACUGAUCUAGAAGUUGGAUCAGUUGUGGAAGUGAGAGUUAAAUUGAAGCCUCAUUAUGGUGUUAUUCGAUGGAUUGGUACUGUAGCUGAGGAUAAGAAAAGAAGAAAAAUUGCUGGCAUUGAAAUGGAAGAAGACCAUGUUGGUUAUUCAGAUGGAAGUUUCAAUGGCCGCAGAUACUUUCAGUGUAGACCAGGAAAGGCUAUGUUUGUGCCACUGAAUAGUUGUCAGAAGGAUGGGAGGUUUCAGGAACCACAUGUGUCAGUUGACUCAAGAAUAAAAAGCUUUGGUCAGAUUGAUUGCCCUGUUAUCCCUGGAGUUGUCCCACCACUAAGGUGGAAGGGCGAUACAGAGUCCUUUUGUGGCAAGUUCAGGGGCAUCCAGGGUCAUCAUAAUUCGUGCUACUUAGAUGCUACUCUUUUCAGUAUGUUUACUUUUACCAGCGCCUUUGACAGUCUGUUGUUCAGACCUCCAACAGAGAAUGAUAUCAAACAGUAUGAUGAAGUGCAGCGAGUUUUGAGGGAAGAAAUCGUUAAUCCCCUGCGGCAGAAUCUCUAUGUAAGAGCCGACAGAGUAAUGAAGUUGCGGACUUUGCUUGAGAAUUUAAGUUCAGUUACAGGGUUAACAAGUGAAGAGAAAGAUCCAGAAGAAUUUUUGACUUCUCUGGUUGCCCAGAUAUUAAAAGCAGAGCCAUUUUUAAAGUUAAGUUCUGGUCAGGAAGCAUACCACUACCAACUGUUUGUUGAGAAGGAUGAGCAACUUGUUCUGCCCUCCGUUCAGCAGCUUUUCGACCAGAGCUUUUUAACCAGUGAUAUAAAACUUAAAGAGGUGCCUUCAUGUUUAAUUAUACAAAUGCCUAGGUUUGGAAAGUCAUUCAAAAUGUACCCUCGUAUAUUACCAUCACAGUUACUGGACGUCACUGAUAUUAUUGAGGACUCUCCCCGCCAGUGCACAGUCUGUGGUAAACUAGCAGAGUAUGAAUGCAGAGAAUGUUUUGGUCAGUUUGGCACAGGAUUGGAUAGUAUUGCCUUCUGUGAAGAGUGCUUGGGAACUGCUCAUAGCCAUCAACGAAGAAAUAAUCACGCGUGGCGCCGACUGUCAGUGCCUGUGGAGUUUUCCGUUUUGCAAGACCACUGCCAUAUACCCCGGCUUUACAUGGAACUAUUUGCAGUUGUUUGCAUUGAAACAUCUCAUUACGUAGCAUUUGUUAAGUGUGGUAGUGGAUCUGAGGCUCCUUGGUGUUUCUUUGACUCAAUGGCUGAUAGAAAAGGUGAACAAAAUGGGUAUAAUAUUCCUGAAAUGGUUCUUUGUCCAAAACUUCCAUACUGGUUGUCUGAUGAAGGGACACGUUCACUUCAAGAAAUAAAAGACGAUCGCCUUCUACCUGAACAUGCAAAACGCUUGUUAUGUGAUGCCUAUAUGUGUAUGUACCAAAGUCCUGAUGUAAUGAUGUACAGAUAAGAAUGGGAUUAAAAAUCACACUCCUGUA
Molecule: messenger RNA, 2941 nt
Organism: Schistocerca piceifrons (Central American locust)
Lineage: Eukaryota; Metazoa; Arthropoda; Insecta; Orthoptera; Acrididae
Gene: CYLD
Product: ubiquitin carboxyl-terminal hydrolase CYLD
Exons: 14
Coding region: 145-2913 (922 amino acids)
Biological process (GO): protein K63-linked deubiquitination
Cellular component (GO): cytosol
Molecular function (GO): K63-linked deubiquitinase activity; cysteine-type deubiquitinase activity
Source: RefSeq, a predicted model, not a curated record